Molecule: messenger RNA, 999 nt
Organism: Ceratina calcarata
Lineage: Eukaryota; Metazoa; Arthropoda; Insecta; Hymenoptera; Apidae
Gene: dnk
Product: deoxynucleoside kinase
Exons: 4
Coding region: 100-918 (272 amino acids)
Biological process (GO): nucleobase-containing compound metabolic process
Cellular component (GO): cytoplasm; mitochondrion
Molecular function (GO): deoxynucleoside kinase activity; ATP binding
Source: RefSeq, a predicted model, not a curated record
GACAAAAGAUAAUCGUUGGUAAUGCGAUAAUGUCAAGUUUUUCGGUUGGAGAAGGGGAAGGGAUAGGUUUAUCCCCUCUCUGAACCGGCUAGCAUAAGAAUGAUUACUAUGGAAAAAUUUACGCGGGAACAUUAUCGAAUACUUACUCAUUCUUACAGAAAAACCUUUGUCGUACUGGCAAGGAUGACCAGCCCUUGUAAGAUGUACGCGAGACCGUUUACGGUGUGCGUAGAGGGAAAUAUAGGAAGUGGAAAGACAACUUUUCUAACUCAUUUUAAACAAUUUGAUAACACUACGGUUUUACAAGAACCAGUGGAACUUUGGCGGGAUGUCGCUGGGACAAAUUUAUUGGAACUGAUGUACAAGGACCCAAUGAGGUACAGCUUCUUGUUCCAAUCAUAUGUACAAUUAACGAUGUUACAGCUUCACACGUUUAAGUCUCCAAUGCCGUAUAAAAUCAUGGAGAGAUCAGUAUUCAGUGCAAGGUGUUUUAUAGAAAAUAUGAAACGUACGAAGCUAUUAAGAGACGUAGAAGUAGUUGUUCUAGAAGACUGGUACGAGUGGUGUAUACAAAAUGCUAAAAUAGAAACUGAUUUAAUAGUAUACUUGAGGACAACGCCGGAAGUUGUUUAUCAAAGGAUGAAGGAAAGAGCGAGGAUGGAGGAAAACAGUGUAUCACUGGAAUACUUGAAGCAACUACAUAGUAUUCAUGACGAUUGGCUUUACCACAAAACAUUGUUCACUGUACCAGCGCCAGUCAUGGUUUUGGAUGGAAACAAAAAUUUAGAAGAGAUGAUCGUGGAUUUUGAGAACUGCAGAGAUGAGAUUUUCGCUAAUAAACAUACAUCGAAAAAAGGUAUUACUGCGGUUUCGCCGAUGAAACCAGGAAUCACAGCAGGUUUUCGGGCCGACGAGUAAAUUAAUUUGUUCUUUAAGCAUUGUGCACAUUACGUUUAUGUUUGAGAGCACGUGUUGUUAAAUAUAAGAACUGGAAUUGAA